CUUCCCUCAGCAGACACCGUCCAGCAGCAGAAGCGCACGCACUCUCCUGCAGCCGCUCCAGCAGAGACCCUUCACUCCGCGGACUCCUACCAUCCUUCCAUCCAUCCUUCCAUCCAUCCACCCCUGGAUCUUGACGGAGAAGCUUUUGGAGCUAAAAAUUGAAUAAAAAAAAUAAACGGAAUCUAUCGCAAAGGAAGUUGACUUUUCGAGCUGCUGAUCCCGACACUGCUGCGCCACCAUGUCCGAGGUGUUGCCCUACAACGAGGGGAAGAUGAGCGGCUACGGGGCGGACAGCGAGGUCGGCCAGAUGCCCUUUAGCUGCGGACUGCAGGACACAAGCGCCUUCUUCGCCGCCUCGCAGGCGAAAAGACCCCCGAAGCUGGGACAGAUCGGCAGAGCCAAGCGAGUGGUGAUCGAGGACGACCGAAUAGACGAGGUCCUGAAGGGGAUGACGGACAAGUCAUCGCCAGGCGUCUAAACACGAACCAUGCCUUGCAGACUUUUUUCAUUUUUGAUCACCGAUUUGAAGCACUUGUCGGCUGUGCAUGUUCCAGGAUUGCAGGAGAGAACGAGCCCCUGAAGGCACCGCGCGUGUAUACUUCAUCACGGGGACGGAACGGUGAACGGUGGAUGGAAGAGUGACGGCGAAGGCUGAGGGGAGGCUUUCAGAGGACGGAGAGGUGACCGAGGUUUUCUCGUGGGAUUGCUGGCAAUUCUCCAAAAGAGUCCCAAAUUGACUCCUGCAGCCCGGCGGGAUGUUGAGAUGGUGGCCCCCCCGCGCUGCGUCUCAACGUCCUGUCGCUGUCACGAUGGACGGAACUUGUCAUCGCCUCAUCUCUCUUGUUUUUUUUUUGUUUCCAAAAAGCGCUGUAAGCUACUAAAAUACCGCAACGGGAGGCUGGAGCUUAAACCCAAGUCCUAUUUUAAUAAGUUGUACAGUAGGUAGGCUGAGCGUUCAGACCCCCCCGCCCCCUCCUCCUCCUCCGCUUUGUUGACGGGAGCUGUCCUUUCAGCACCGGCCAUUCCUGACGCGGCUUCUGCUUUCGUUUUGGAAGAAACAGACCAAUCAAAACUCUCCUCAGAGAGCCGUGUAUGUAAAAAGCUAUAUCCGAGGAUGGUGCAAUGUUCAUAUUUUUUUUUUUUCUGUGGUAGACCCCCAGCAGGCCGCACUUUCGACUGGCUAGCUUCGGCAUAUCUUCAGUUGUUCUCCCUUCUGCAGAGGCCAGCAGAGACCUUGAUAUUAUGAUAAAUGUUUUAAAAAUAAUAGAUGGAAAAAUAUUCUAUGAUUUGGUUCCUUUUAUUUAUUUGAUUUUUUUUGCGAUUACUCGUGAUUUCUGUCCUCUAUUUAAAGAGUUUACUCCAUCUAUUGCAUGAGUCGUCACUCCGGUGCCAACACAGGUGCCACCACUCUUACCCUGGCACGCUUCUUUUUAACAAAGGUCAUAUUUGUAUUUUUAUAUCUAAAUAUUUGUUAUUUAAAGGGUAUGCUAGUCUUACACUUCAUCAACAGGAAUAUUUCUACUUCAGAGAGGAGAGGAGACCAGGCUUCAAAAAGGCGGAGCUUAGAUUUUGGUCUAUUAUCAGAGGGAGUUUUUUAAAGACUAACUGAAUGUGUCUAGGGUUUUUUGCACACAUCAAUGUUCAAUUAUUAUUAAGAAAUCGUAUACUGUGACUUGAGCUUCGUUGAUGAAUUUGUUAGAAAAUGGCAGUUUUAGAGUAUAUUGCACUGUUUACGAGUAUCCUCAAAUAACGCGUUGUUAUUUGACUGAUUUUAAACAUUAUGGUUCUUUUUUUUAUUUUUAUUCUGUUGAUUUUGUACCAUAUUUAUUUCUCGAGGAAACUGGAUAUGGUUUGUUGUGCAUGAAUCCUUAAUAUUUUCAAUAACAAAACAUCGUUUUCUGAAGCAAAAAAGCAACAAAAAUGUCAUGACAUUCUAAGAAUGAGUCAUUGUAUAUUAUGAUGCCAUUUUCACUGUAUUUGGUGAAUUAAUAAAUGGUGAAAGAAAAUGGAAA
This is a messenger RNA of Synchiropus splendidus (mandarinfish), 2012 nucleotides long. RefSeq names its product calcium/calmodulin-dependent protein kinase II inhibitor 1a (gene camk2n1a). The transcript is spliced from 2 exons. Gene Ontology annotation, biological process: negative regulation of protein kinase activity. Lineage: Eukaryota; Metazoa; Chordata; Actinopteri; Syngnathiformes; Callionymidae. Bases 239 to 478 code for a protein of 79 amino acids. Gene Ontology annotation, molecular function: protein kinase binding; calcium-dependent protein kinase inhibitor activity. The record is from RefSeq and is a predicted model, not a curated record.